Molecule: messenger RNA, 566 nt
Organism: Ectocarpus sp. CCAP 1310/34
Lineage: Eukaryota; Phaeophyceae; Ectocarpales; Ectocarpaceae
Source: the annotation of a GenBank genome assembly
UUUCAAGCUGCGCUGUGGCAACGGCGUGUAAUUCAGCAGCGCGUCCGGGAAGGCCAAUGACUACGCCGAUCAAACUGCAAAGUUCGCCUACGAAGCUGAGGUGCAUGUUCGUCGCCAACGUCGCGGCGGGGAAGGCAUACCCCACCAAGGAGAACGCUCUGGACGACGACAAAUGCCCGCCUCCAGGCUACGAAUCCGGCGUCGGGGAGGUAGGCCACGGGCUGAACUAUGACGAGCUCGUUGUGUACGAGGAGGAAGCUGCCCUGCCAACGCACCUCAUCGUGUACGCUUUGCACUGAGCAUUUUAUUGAGCGGUCUUGCAUGCGGCCAAGGAACCGUUGAUUUUUUCACUUAUUUGGACUUGUGCGUGUUCAGUGUGAUCGUGUUCCCUGGCCUUGCGUUGUUCUCGUCCCAUUCUGAGACGUUUGACUACAUGGGGUAGCCCAGCAUCUGACAGUUUGCUGUCAACACUACAGUAGGUUUCUUCCUGGCGUGCGGUCUGUUAACGCGUUUUGUCUACGACGGUUAUGCUGAAUAUUGACGAAUGUAUGGGGGCGGUUCCACGU